GUGAUCACACACAAUCCUCAAUUUGCUGAAAGCUCUGAUUAAAAACCGCACUCAUCGAUUCGAUAGUCUUAAGCUGUUGUGAUAUUCACAGUGUCAUCAAAUGAAGUCGUCUGACAUCCAGCAACUUUCUCAACCAUUGCCGUCUCAUCGGACGAAGCAUCUCAAGCACUUACAGUAUAACCUCUGGCCACCAGUUCUCAAGCCUUCGUACAACUCCGUCCAGUCACCCACGGUUCACAUUUCACUUCUUCAAAAUGAUAACUGCGGCUUGUCGACUGGCUCAACCCUAUGGCUAGGUGCUCAAGUGCUGUCCGCCUAUCUUUUGUCGCAUGUGCCAAGCCGGACAACGAGGAAAUGUCAAUCCAGAUGUGCUAUAGAGAUUGGAGCAGGAACAGGUUUGAUGUCGAUUACUCUAUCCGCCCUUGGGUACCACGUCCUGGCCACUGAUAUCGAGCCCUCGUUGACAUCGAUUUUGAUGCCAAACGUCAAGGGAUGGGUAUCAAGCAGCAGCGCUGAGAGUGGGCCACUGUGCGUCGGCCGACUGGACUGGAACCUUCCAAUCAAUUACCGCACAAUUCAAUCAUGGCUUGAAAGCAAGAUUGAAUUUGAUUUGAUCGUCACAACCGAUACCGUCUACACCUCCGAGCUUUUAAGACCACUACUCAUGACUCUCAAAAACCUAUCAGACUCAUCAACUCGACCUCCACCUAUCUAUCUUGCUCUCGAGCGGCGGGAUCCGGCUCUAGUAGAAAGUUUCUUCAAGAUGGCAGAUCAGUUGAAUUUCAAGGCUGAUCGGAUUGAUCAUAGCAGCCUGGUCAAACUCACUGAACAAAUGGGGUGGGAAUUGGAUGAUUGGGAAGGGGUUGAGGUGUGGAAGUUGCGUCAGAGAGUUCAAAAACUCAAAGCUAGACACGUCUCUGGGACCACACCAAAAUAAAAUAUCUUUGGUUGAUGAGUUAAAGAGAUAGAUGAGUAAAGUGCAAAAUUGCUUGCACACCUUUCCCAAUUGUUGUCUGACUACCAAUAAUUUGUUGAGCUAUUUGUUGUUCUGGCAGCAAAAACCAAGCAUGGCUAUUUCUCCUUG
Molecule: messenger RNA, 1084 nt
Organism: Melampsora larici-populina 98AG31
Lineage: Eukaryota; Fungi; Basidiomycota; Pucciniomycetes; Pucciniales; Melampsoraceae
Exons: 4
Coding region: 101-937 (278 amino acids)
Cellular component (GO): nucleus; cytoplasm
Source: RefSeq, a predicted model, not a curated record